This is a messenger RNA of Rotaria sordida, 441 nucleotides long. Lineage: Eukaryota; Metazoa; Rotifera; Eurotatoria; Philodinida; Philodinidae. The record is from the annotation of a GenBank genome assembly.
AUGCGUAACGGACAACAAUUGACUAGCUAUCGAAUUGAGAAAGGUGUUGGACGAAUGGAAAAACGUGAAAUUAAUGAACUAGAACCAUAUUUAGAAAGACGAACAGGUUUUAUGUGGCUACCACAAAGUAAUACCGAAUAUUAUGAAUCUGAAAUAUUUCAUACAAAUCUAAAAUUAUCUCAAAAUAAACGUGAUCUUAUGAAUAUAUCAGAUUAUUUAUUAUGGUCAAUUGGAAAUUUUAUUCUUUUUUUUGUCUUAGGUGUUAUUUGUGUUAUUUUAUCUGUACGUGUACGUGAACAUAAACGUAAUAAAGAUUAUGAUGCAUCAUUAAAAAUUUCACAAAGAACAUUAAUAAUGAAUAUUUUUACUACGAUUAUUGGUAUUUGUUUUCUUGUUACAAUGUUAGCUUUAUUAAUUAAUAAAUCAUCUACAAAUUUUUAA